UCUUUCUUCUCCGGCGAACUUUGUCGAACACUCAUGGCCACGAACGCUCCAAUUCCCGGCGGAUCUGGCGAAAUUCCCCCCAUUACUCCCUCUCGUCCAAUCAUACCCGAAGCACCGUCGGAAAUCUCCGCAUCCUCGAACUCCCUCCAACCGCCUCCUUCCUCUUCCGAUACCUAUCGCAUCUAUAUACCUAGCUACUCUCGUUGGUUUUCAUGGAACGAGAUCAACGAAUGCGAGGUCAGGUCUCUACCGGAGCUCUUCGAUUCGAGAUCCUCCUCGAAGAACCCUAGGGUUUACCUCUACUUGAGGAACUCGAUUAUCAAGCAGUACAGAGACGAACAUCCAAACAAGAUUAGCUUCACCGACGUUAGGAGGACUCUCGUGGGGGAUGUUGUCUCUAUUCGCCGCGUAUUUGAUUUCCUUGACUCGUGGGGGCUUAUCAACUACUCUAGCUCCGCCUCUGCUAAGCCUCUCAAGUGGGACGAUAAGGAGGCCGUCGCUUCUGAGCCUCCCUCGACGGUUAAAGAAUCCGCCAAGAGGAUCUGUAAUGGCUGCAAAUCUGUUUGCAGCGUUGCUUGUUUUGCCUCUGAAAAGUAUGAGUUGACAUUGUGUGCGAGGUGCUAUGUUCGUGGUAACUAUCGUGUUGGUAUUAACUCCUCGGAGUUUAAGAGAGUUGAGCUUAGCGAGGAGUCGAAGACGGGGUGGUCUGAGAAGGAGACUCUGCUGCUGCUGGAAGCUGUUAUGCACUACGGAGAUGACUGGAAGAAGGUUGCGUCGCAUGUUACUGGUAGGACCGAGAAGGAUUGUGUUUCUCAGUUUGUUAAGCUUCCGUUUGGGGAACAGUUUGCGAAAGACUCUGACUCUGAGGACGCUUUGGAGACGUUUAAUCAGAUCAAGGGCUCUGCUGAUCCUGAGUCUGAAGGAAGAGUCAAAGACGGUUCGUCUUCUCCCGAUAAUAAGCGGAUGAAGUUGACGCCUCUUGCGGAUGCAAGCAACCCAAUUAUGGCUCAGGCUGCUUUUCUUUCAGCUUUGGCUGGCACAAAAGUUGCAGAAGCAGCAGCACGAGCUGCAGUGACAGCUCUAUCUGAUAUAGACCACGAAGCUGGCAAAAACGCUGGUGGAGACCCAAACGGACAAGAGAUCAAUGGUAACAACUCAGAGAGAGCUGUGGCUGAAGCUAAAUCUCUACUUGAGAAGGAAGAGAAAGAGGUAGAAGGAGCCAUCAGAGAGAUUGUAGAAGUAGAGAUGAUGAAGAUUAGAGAUAGGAUUGUACAUUUCGAGAAAUUGGAUUUGGAGAUGGAGAGAAGCCGGAAACAGUUGGAGGAAAUGAAGAAUCUGCUUUUCUCUGAUCAAUUAAACAUCUUCUUCCACACAAGAAGAUCCAGGAAAGCCGAGGAUAGAGCAGAGUGUUAGAAAGAAUGCACUUUUGAGUUUCAAACUGUGAUCUCUUCCUGUACUUUGUAGUUUACUUAUUAACAUUCCUAGUAGCAAAAUGAACCGAACAGUACUGAGCUGCACUGGAAUAUUAUUUAAUGUGAUUGUUUUAUUUUUCA
Molecule: messenger RNA, 1553 nt
Organism: Brassica oleracea var. oleracea
Lineage: Eukaryota; Viridiplantae; Streptophyta; Magnoliopsida; Brassicales; Brassicaceae
Product: SWI/SNF complex subunit SWI3B
Exons: 6
Coding region: 34-1413 (459 amino acids)
Molecular function (GO): protein binding
Source: RefSeq, a predicted model, not a curated record